Coregonus clupeaformis (lake whitefish) is the source of this 3322-nucleotide messenger RNA. RefSeq names its product beta-centractin. NCBI's taxonomy places the organism in Eukaryota, Metazoa, Chordata, Actinopteri, Salmoniformes, Salmonidae. The record is from RefSeq and is a predicted model, not a curated record. The transcript is spliced from 11 exons. Bases 144 to 1274 code for a protein of 376 amino acids.
GGUUAGGUUGUGAUCAAAGCAAGCAGUGGCGACGAGUGGUUUGAGACCACGGUGACGGGGCGUUAUUUACAUGAUUAAAAUAUCAAAUAGGCAAGAUUGUAUCAAAGGAUUAAUAGAAACAUAUCUUCAACAAUCAGUUCGUCAUGGAGUCCUAUGACAUUAUAGCUAACCAGCCGGUUGUGAUCGAUAAUGGUUCAGGUGUUGUCAAAGCUGGCUUUGCUGGAGACCAGAUCCCCAAAUACUGCUUCCCCAACUAUGUGGGCCGGCCCAAGCACGUGCGCGUGAUGGCAGGAGCCCUGGAGGGGGACCUCUUCAUUGGACCCAAAGCAGAGGAGCACAGAGGGUUGCUGUCUGUCAGGUAUCCUAUGGAGCAUGGUAUAGUGAAGGACUGGAACGAUAUGGAGAGGAUCUGGCAGUACGUCUACUCUAAGGAACAGUUGCAGACCUUCUCAGAGGAGCACCCUGUCCUGUUGACUGAAGCCCCUCUGAACCCCAGUAAGAACAGGGAGAAGGCGGCUGAGGUGUUCUUUGAGACCUUCAAUGUCCCCGCCCUCUUUAUCUCCAUGCAGGCAGUCCUCAGUCUCUAUGCGACAGGGCGUACCACGGGUGUGGUGUUGGAUGCGGGUGACGGGGUGACCCAUGCGGUGCCCAUCUACGAGGGCUUUGCCAUUCCCCACUCCAUCAUGAGGGUGGACAUCGCUGGAAGGGACGUGUCCCGUUACCUCCGGCUGCUGCUACGCAAGGAGGGCUACGACUUCCAUACCUCCGCAGAGUUUGAGGUGGUCCGCACCAUCAAAGAGAGAGCCUGCUACCUGUCCCUGAACCCCCAGAAGGAUGAGACUCUGGAGACCGAGAAGGCCCAGUACACACUCCCCGACGGCAGCACACUGGAUAUUGGUCCAGCCAGGUUCCGCGCGCCAGAGCUGCUGUUCAGGCCAGACCUGAUUGGAGACGAGAGCGAGGGGAUCCACGAGGUGCUGGCCUUCGCCAUCCAGAAGUCUGACAUGGACCUCCGACGCACACUCUUCUCCAACAUCGUACUGUCUGGAGGAUCCACACUGCUCAAAGGCUUCGGGGACAGGUUACUAAGCGAAGUGAAGAAGCUCGCUCCCAAAGAUGUGAAGAUCAAGAUCUCCGCCCCUCAGGAGAGGCUCUACUCCACGUGGAUCGGUGGCUCCAUCCUGGCGUCGUUGGACACCUUUAAGAAAAUGUGGGUCAGUAAGAAGGAGUAUGAGGAGGACAGAGCACGGGCCAUCCACAGGAAGACCUUCUAACACCGCUGCCCUUAAACUGACCUCAACAUGACCUAUCUGCCCUGUGCUACCCCAACCUGUCACUACACUACCCUCCAAUGCUCCUGUAUCUGCUCUGUUGCCCCACAUUACUGAUUUGCCCCAAACAUCUCCAACUAUCCCCACAGCCCCAUGUCUGCCCUAGUCUACCCCUCUCCUUAUGGCUUCCCCCAUCCUUUGGCCAGGGGAGUUUCCAUAUACACCCUCUCUCAAUUCGGCAUGCCUUCUGUUACCAUCCACCUAUGGGUGUAGGGAGAGAGCAGGGUGGCCCUUCAGGAAAGCCUUUGACCUCCUCCCUCCACAAACACACGCACACGCACACACACACACACACUCCCACACUCACGCAUCUCCACCCUCCUCACACACACCCAGGGCUGCGUGGGCAUCUGUCAAUACUGUGGACUGGCCUGUUUUUUCUGUUCUAAAGGGGAAAUGCUAUACUCUACUCAAACCUGAAGUAUUUACAUUACUCUCCUAUCUACCCUUCCCUGUACGAUACCUUGCAUCAUAUCAUCCAAUGACAAUGAAGGUUCAUGUUUUACGAUACUGUAAGAAUUCCAUUCCAAACCGAAGAGAUUGACUUUCUUUUUUUGCGUUCUUUAAAAAAGAUAUCUUGGUUGUCAUGGUUACAAAUCACCAUGUUAAUGGCAAUGGUUGAAUUCACCAUUGUUUUAAUUUAUUUGUUGUUUCCAUUUGUUAAAUGAGAUUGUAUUGAGGGUCAGGGUUAUGACAGUCUGCUAUAGGAAUAUGUCAUGCUACUCUCUGUAGACUGGGGUAAAGAAUACCACUGUGUUUUACAUUGGCUCAUCAAAUAUCCAAGGAAUUCCUUGGAAAACAUUCAAGGAACUUCUCUCUUCACCAACCCUCCCACAGGUGUUCAACGACUAAUGGACAUGUUUAGACGACAGCGAUGUUUAACGCUUCCUUAUAAUUUGGCAAAGUGUAAAGUAUCUCCAUUCUGUUAGCUGUAUUUUUUUAAUCUUUGUCUGAAAAUGACGUUAGUGGAAAUGGUUUGAUAACAAAGAACUGGUGAGAUGUACCCUCCUCACGGUACCAAAUCCAACGGGAGGGAUUUCAACUUUAAAUAACCAUUAGAUGACUUGCUAUUUCUAUAUGACCGUUUAAGAUAUGACAGUUCAACUUUGGGACCUGUUGAAUGGGACCCUUAAAUGCCUUGUAAAGUUUAAACAUGACAAAGUGCUGUCCUUAAAACACGUUAGUGUUCUGUACUGCACAGAGAGACUGAUCUGAGAGCUGUGUUCCUGGACAGGAUAAUCUCUGAGGAGGUCCAAGUCUCCCCUAACCAUUGAUACAGUCAGAUUUAUUAAUCACCUUUCUGGUUAACCUUCAGAUUGAUGAAGGCUUAUCUGAUCCUAGAUCUGUGGUUAGGGGUAGCUACAACCUGGAGUGAACUCUGAUCUCAGUGUCAGGGAUUAGAGGUCAAGGGUCAGGGAAUAGAUGAAGAUUGGGUGAAAGGCCACAGAGAUCAUCCAACAAACGUUGUUUUUAUAUCCAAAGGCUCCAUAUUUGGCUCCAUUUAAACGAUGGUGGAGAUCAACUGUUAAAUGUGCCCUGUGAGUUAUUUUAAAGCACCAUAAGUGUAUGGGUUAGAAACAUUGAGAGAGAGCAAUGUUUAGUUGCUAUAGACUGUAGUAGGACCAUUCUCAUAAUAAGCAUGUAGAAGCACAAGAUGGUGGAUUAUUAUCAGUUACUUUUCUACCCUCUCUUCCCCCUCAUGUACCAGUAGAAAUCUGGGUGUUAUUAUGGCUAAGCUGAUUUCCCUGCGUCUCAGUGGCAGUAAAGGGGUUGUUUCCAAACCGGCGUCCACCUUACUCAUGUGCCCCGGCACGGAAAGUCCACUUUAGAUUCUGGGUGUUUUUUAAAAGGUUCUAAACUUCAUCAGCCUUGUGUACAGUGGACCGCUUUUCAAAACGUAAAAAAUAAAAGUACGAUACUGUUUAUUCAAGUGUCGCUUUUACUUUUCAUUUUGUAAAUUCAGUAUAUAAUAAAUAAGUUAAUGACUGCUG